Molecule: messenger RNA, 690 nt
Organism: Eruca vesicaria subsp. sativa (arugula)
Lineage: Eukaryota; Viridiplantae; Streptophyta; Magnoliopsida; Brassicales; Brassicaceae
Source: the annotation of a GenBank genome assembly
AUGGAGUGUUGGGAGUCUCGUAGUGGGCACAGAAAGCAAGGUGGUUGCCUACAGAGAAUUUGGUAUUUCAGAUUACAAUUCCUUAGUAUUUCGUCACUUUGUUUGUUUGCUUAUGAUUUUGUUUUGGAAAUGAGUGUGUUUGGUUUUUAUGAAGCUAGAUCAGGGAUAUGGUAUAUAGCUGGGACAAUGAUUCAAAAAAUAUUAGAAGUGAUGAUAUGCAGUAAUGGAUGUUUUAAUAGAUUGAUCGUUUUGCUUUCCUUUUAUUUUCGUUUCUCUGAUGGCCAUGAGCUAUCAAUCUGGUCUGAAAUGUUUUGUCAAGGAAGAACACGGACGGAACAUGGUAACAGAUUUUUGAGCUUUGGUUGCCAAUUUAUUUUGGUUGUACCGGUGGAGAAUGGUUCUAUUUUAGUGGGAUGGAAGCAUCUUUCACAACUUGAUAUGUGUUGUGCUGGAUGGUAUUUUCUUUUGGUGGAUUACGUGAUUUCAAGACCUUGUAUUAAGGGAUGGUGGUCUCGAUAUUUUCUCUAUGAAUUUGAUUACCUACUUUUCACUUUUGGACUUCAAUUAAAUUUCAUUGUUGUAACAGGACCAAUUUUUUCUGUGGUUUUCAUUUCAUCGACCCUGAAUGAUAAGUGUAAAAAAAUACAGAGUAAAAAAAAACAGAGUUAUGGCGGCUUCGGAUCAGUCUAG